CAAAGAGCAUCCAACCAGGGGAGCCCUAUUGACAUUUGAGUAGCUUUUGUUUAUAACCAAGCAUGGUAUCAACGAAAUCCAGCCCAGACCUGCCAGAGUCUAUCCAACUUCGAGAUCGCAAUCAGCGUGAAGAAUCCAGACCUGAGAACAGCAAUUCCUUCCAAUCGGCAGCAGCUUCAAAAGCAACUCUUCGCAGACGUAGGCAAUACAAACCCCCCAUCGGAGCCAUGUCUUUGGUCGCAAUCAAGAACCUAUUCUACCAUCGCAAGCUGGUACCAGACAGCCAGGGCUUGCCUUCUUCAAUCACGCCCCUUCUGCCCCAUGAGGCGCGCGAGUCAGAUGUCGAGUCUCAACAUACCGCGGUAACUGAAAACCCUUUCAACAAUAUUCGUACAGGACUUGGUCCAGUCGUAAAGGACUGCACAAUUGGUCUCGCAGAUGGCCUCACAGUUCCAUUUGCUUUGACGGCUGGCCUCUCUGCUAUUGGAAGAACAGAUGUAGUCAUUUAUGGUGGAAUCGCAGAGAUCUUUGCUGGUGCCAUCUCGAUGGGCUUGGGAGGAUGGUUGGGUACGAAGAGUGAGGUGUAAGUUUUCAAGCUUCCUUGGCCAAUUCAUCGUGAGCUAACUCCCAACAGAGCAGAAUACGCAGCCGUCGAGAGGGAGGUUACAGAGCUCGUUCACGACAGAGCCGAGCAUAUCCCCAACACCAUCAAGGACAUUUUGGAGGAGUACAACUUUCCUGAGGAGCUUGUUGGAACCAUCACCUCUAACCUCAUGUCGACCACCGCCACCAAGGGUGAAGAGGAGAAGAAGGCAAAUCUCGUCAAGUUUCUGAUGGGAUUUAAAUAUGGUCUCUCCAAGCCCGACGAGUCGCGCGCCCUCAAGUCCGCUGGCACCAUCGGUCUCUCAUAUCUCAUCGGUGGCGGCCUGCCACUUCUUCCAUACGCCUGCGUGGCGCCUGAUCAAGUUUUUAAGGCUUUGAUUAUCUCCGUCGGUAUCAUGGUGCUCGCGCUAUUUGCGUUCGGCUAUUCCAAGACAUGUGUUUUCUUGGGAUGGAAAGGCGGAGCCAAUAUCAAGGCUGGCUGUUAUGGUGGCAUCCAAAUGGUCUGCCUUGGAGGUUUGGCUGCAGCAGUAGCGAUGGCGCUCGUAAAGGGGAUGAAUGUUCAUAGCGAAUAGGAGUUUGUAUUUGCGCUUCUAAUGAUGCAAAAGAGUUAUGAGGCGUCUUGGAGGGUUGGGAGCGUAUUGUAUUUGGCUUUGGUGUCUGGCGUCGUUCUGCAAGCUCUCAUGGUUCGAUUGAGCAUUUAGUUUGGAGUUCAGGAAGAUGCCAGCGAGCAUAAAAAUUGGGAUUGGGAAUAAUGAGCAUUUUGAGUUGUUGAACAGCUUCACAGUACAGAGUCGUAGGAAUAAUAAAACGAUGAUAUGUCUGUCCACUUUGCUUGCGAUUGAAUUUGGUGAG
Hymenoscyphus albidus is the source of this 1455-nucleotide messenger RNA. Lineage: Eukaryota; Fungi; Ascomycota; Leotiomycetes; Helotiales; Helotiaceae. The record is from the annotation of a GenBank genome assembly.